Molecule: messenger RNA, 1328 nt
Organism: Rubroshorea leprosula
Lineage: Eukaryota; Viridiplantae; Streptophyta; Magnoliopsida; Malvales; Dipterocarpaceae
Source: the annotation of a GenBank genome assembly
GUCAAGACUAGGUCCAAAACUAUCAUAGAGAUGAUAGUCUAGCGAGAUGCUUGUCCAAGUUUGACCUGCAAACUGUGCAUUGGAAAUUUCUUAAGGAUGUCCCGGUGGGUGAACUUGAUCUAUGCUUGCCUUAACUACUACAAAGAUUUCUAUUAGCAUUAAUGCUAGAGGGGUAUGAGGCAGGGGGGUCCCAUGUCCCCUUACUUUCUUUUGUUAGUUAUGGAGUAUCAUUCCAGGUUAUGAGUAGCAAUUUCAAUAUCAUGAUAAGCGUAAAAGGCUUAAGCUCACCCACCAUCAGGCUUAAGCUCACCCACCAUCACUUUGCUGAUGAUCUUAUGCUGCUGUCUAGAGGGGAUGAGCAUUCUCCCUUGUUAAUGAAGAAAUAUUUUGAUGAGUUUUCUAUUGUCUCAGGCUUGAAUGCCAAUUUGGGGAAGAGUUGUAUAUUUUUUAGUGACCUUUUUGGGAACUGAAACAAUCUUUGUUGGAGGGCAUCCAUAAAGGUAUGCUCCCUCUAGGACUUGCAAGUGCCUUAGAUUUCUACAGAAUUAACAAUUCAGCAGUGAGGAAGAAAAUAGCUCCUGUACUACCAAGUUCCUAAGUUCAUUUACUGAGAAGCCAUGGUUAAUCAAUUAUGUUAUCUUCCAUUUUCAAAUGUACUGAAUCCAUUUUCCUCAGCUAAUGCAGUGCUUAAGGAGGAGAAUAACCUACAAAGAAUGAUUUUGUGGGUUAGAAAUGUUGAUGGCAACCCUAUGGCUCUUAUUGCAUGGGAACAAGUAUGUGCACCAAGGAAAUAAGGUGGAUUAGGAGUGAAACAAAUUGAUAGCAGUAAUAAGGCUGCCUCAUGGUAGAUAUAUAUGGAAGAUUUGUAGCAACUCCAAUGAUUUACAUGUGAGCCAUGCAAAGGACCAGCUUUUUCUCUUUUUUUUUUUUUUUUUUUUUUUUUUUUUUGGAUCAAACAAAGGAGAUUUAUUAAUAUAGAGUACAAGGGGUACUCCAACUCUUACAUCUAGUCCAUAGUAAAGGACCAGCUAUUGAAAGGAGAGAAGAUAUGGCUUGUCCAAAGUGCAGUAAAUGAUCAUAUUGUUGUAAAUGUUUGGGUCAGACUUCACUUUUGUAUGAAAAUUGGUAAUGUCAGGGGAGGUGGUGAUAUUUUGAGAGCAGUGUUGUCAAAAGCGUUAAAGUGCCUUAAAGCGCCAGCCCUUCAAAAGGCUCAAGCGGAAAGCUUCACCAAAGUGAAGCGGACAAUACAAAAAGAUGAUUAUGUAAUAGCCUAAACCUUUUCAAAAUGUAGUCAAAACAUGAUAUAUUAAUAAAACAGAUUUUGAAGU